Beta vulgaris subsp. vulgaris (sugar beet) is the source of this 2053-nucleotide messenger RNA. RefSeq names its product protein MAINTENANCE OF MERISTEMS. Gene Ontology annotation, biological process: meristem maintenance; meristem development. Lineage: Eukaryota; Viridiplantae; Streptophyta; Magnoliopsida; Caryophyllales; Amaranthaceae. The transcript has 7 exons. The record is from RefSeq and is a predicted model, not a curated record. Bases 369 to 2012 code for a protein of 547 amino acids.
UAGAACUUUAUUCUAAAGUUAUUUAUGCAAUGUAUUUGGAUGAGAAUGGGAUAUGGACACCCUCUUUUUGCCUUGCGUGGUUGUUGUUAACACCUUUGUGUGGCUCAUUGAUGUAAUGGCCUUAUGCUUGUAGGAUGUCGAAUUCUCCUGCAAUGGUACAUGGAGCUGAGGAAGCUUCACGUUGCUCUAGACGUAGGAACAAGUGGAGAUGUCCUGCUUGGUCUCCUGAUCAAUUAUGGUGUUAUAGGGAGAACCAUAUCUCCAAUCGUCCUCUUUCUGGGAUUGACAACUAUACGUUGCGAGGGUACGGUCACCUCUAGGGGGUGGUAAACUUCUUCGACGAGGAUGUUUUGUCGGAGGAAAGAUUCAUGAAACUUGUUAGGGGCGCCGGAUUUGGCAGGUUCUUGGACGCUCUUAAGGCGUUGACUUGGGAUAGGGCUCCUCACCCCUUCGUCUUGGCACUGUUGGAGUGGUUUUGGGAUACUACCAACACGUUUCACUUCCCUUGGGGUGAAAUGACCAUUACCCCCUUUGACUUCCAAAUGUUGACAGGAUUAGUCUUUACCGAUAAGCCUGUCGUUAUUGAUGAGAGCCUAGUGACAGGUUCAGAGGAGUUGAUUGCCUUGAGAGGGCCUAUUGCUACCAUUUCGAAAGGGCUUAAGACUAUUCGGCCUAGUACUUUGUUGGAGGGGUUUAGCAUUCCUGAGACGACUGAUGAGCAGCGAGCCCGUAUUAUUUGUUUGUUGAUGGUGAACAGCUUUCUAGUCCCUGAUGCCGGAGUUGAUACUAGUUGCCAUCUUCGAUAUUUGGCUUCUUUGACGGACCUGGGCAUGGCUGCGCAAUACAACUGGGCAGGCUUGAGUUAUGCUCAGUUGCUUUUGAGCAUGAGGAAGACUUGCCGUCAGCUGGACAAUUCUGUCAAUGUGUCUAUCUCGGGCCCGUGGCGAGUGAUCGAGCUGUGGGCUUAUUCUUACUUGCGUCCUUUAGCCCCCAGCCCUCCUAAGGCUCUACAAUAUCCUGCUGCCAAGCUUUGGGAUGUUCGAGCUCAUCUUAGGCCUCAAGAUGCUCUGGCGAAAACUCGUAGAAAGAUUAGGGAAAUGACAGAGGCUGAGGUGCAUUUUCGUCCCUUUGCUGGCAUCAAAGCUCCGCGCAGCAUUGCCCGGGCGAGGGAGUUGACAGCCACUCGUCGAGUGUUCGAGACUCCGGCCGCGUCUGUAUUGUAUCUUGGUGAGCGAGUUGUGAGGCAAUACGCUCGAGAUUACUUUGUGGUCCCUAUGGAUCCUCCUGCGUUGAUGAUGAGUUCAGACCUUGAGAGUGCCUUGGGCGAGGAUUCAUAUGAGGUUGUUAGCUAUGCGAUCUUGUUGCUUGAGGACCCGUCUUAUGCGGAGGAGCUACUCCCUCGCCUUGUUCCACCGGUCAGGCUUGUCGACCGUCCUAGGAGCAACUUUGCGGAUGGUGAGGUUCCCUUUGCUGACCUUACGAUCAGUUACGAGGGUCCAUCUGGUCGUGUACGUGAGCUUUUGGACGAGGCUCCGGAGUCAGAAUGGCAUGCUACCCGUUCCUUGCCUCCAGACUUCUCAGGAUUUAACCGAGCUGGAUCGGAGCGCAUACUCAGAUUAGUCGAUUCUCUGAAAUGGAACCUUCGUACUCAGCGAGCUCGUUCGUUCACACCGGCGCCCCAGUUCAUGCCUCAACCUGUGCCUCAGUCUCGACCUCAGACACAGUUCAUGCCCUCCUUUCAGUCUCCGCCUGCGCCUUAUCCUGGUUUUCAGCCGUUCGUUCCCGGAUUUCCUAUGAUGCCCACAUCCUCCGGGGCUUCGACUAGCCAGAUGCCUCACGUGCCGAUGUAUUACCUGUGGAUGCCGAUGUUUCCGACUCCGGACGGUUAUGGUGGCGGUACUCAUGGAGGUGUUGGUGGUGAUCAAGGGACUGAGAACUCUUUGGACAUUUUUCAGCCUUGUACUUACAAAGUUCUAUGGGUUGUGUGUGAUGUGUAUGCAAACUUUAUGUGAUGUAUGGAUUUCGUGUGAAUUUUAUGCAAUGAACUUUGUGA